CACAGACGGGGCGGGGCGCUCCCACCCGCAGAGGCCGCGCCUGCUCCAGGAGGACAGAGGACGAGACUCGCCCCCGGAGUGUAGACUGCCUCCCCAAACCCUCCCAACCCGGGGAAACACCACCGACUGAGCUCUCGCGCAGAAGACCUACCCGACACCCGAAGGCCUAUCAUAAAGGAACACCCAGAGAACCAAAAAUGCCUAAGCCAAUCAAUGUCCGCGUUGCCACCAUGGAUGCUGAACUGGAAUUUGCCAUCCAGCCCAAUACUACUGGAAAACAGCUCUUUGACCAGGUGGUAAAGACGAUCGGCCUGCGAGAGGUGUGGUACUUUGGCCUUCAAUAUGUGGAUAAUAAAGGAUUUCCAACCUGGCUGAAACUUGAUAAAAAGGUCUCCGCCCAGGAGGUUCGAAAGGAGAAUCCCCUCCAGUUCAAGUUCCGGGCCAAGUUCUACCCCGAAGACGUGCCUGAGGAGCUGAUCCAGGACAUCACCCAGAAGCUGUUCUUCCUGCAGGUGAAGGACGGCAUCCUCAGCGACGAGAUCUACUGCCCCCCUGAGACGGCUGUGCUCCUGGGGUCCUACGCCGUGCAGGCCAAGUUUGGAGACUACAACAAAGAGAAGCACAAGGCUGGUUACCUCAACUCAGAGCGCCUCAUCCCUCAGAGAGUGAUGGACCAGCACAAACUGUCACGGGACCAGUGGGAAGAUCGGAUCCAAGUGUGGCAUGCUGAACACCGGGGAAUGCUCAAAGAUAGUGCCAUGCAGGAGUAUCUGAAGAUCGCCCAGGACUUGGAAAUGUAUGGGAUCAACUAUUUUGAGAUCAAAAAUAAGAAAGGAACAGACCUCUGGCUUGGAGUUGACGCCCUUGGGCUGAAUAUUUACGAGAAGGAUGACAAGCUGACCCCAAAGAUUGGCUUCCCCUGGAGCGAAAUCAGAAACAUUUCUUUCAAUGACAAAAAGUUUGUCAUCAAGCCCAUCGACAAGAAGGCACCCGAUUUCGUCUUCUACGCGCCCCGCCUGCGCAUCAACAAACGGAUCCUGCAGUUGUGCAUGGGCAACCACGAGCUGUACAUGCGCCGCCGGAAGCCGGACACCAUCGAGGUGCAGCAGAUGAAGGCACAGGCACGGGAGGAGAAGCACCAGAAGGAGCUGGAGCGACAACAGCUGGAAAAUGAGAAGAAACGAAGGGAAACUGUCGAGAGGGAAAAGGAGGAGAUGUUGCGCGAAAAGGAGGAACUGAUGUUGAGGCUGCAGGACUACGAACAGAAAACGAAGAAAGCGGAGAAGGAGCUCUCCGAUCAGAUCCAGAAGGCCAUCCAGUUGGAGGAGGAGAGGAGACGUGCCCAGGAAGAGGCCGAGCGCCUGGAAGCUGAUCGCAUGGCCGCGCUCCGGGCCAAGGAGGAGCUGGAGAGACAGGCCAUGGAUCAGAUAAAGAGCCAGGAGCAGCUGGCCACGGAGCUGGCGGAAUACACGGCUAAGAUUGCUGUUCUGGAAGAAGCCAGGCGCCGCAAAGAAGAUGAGGUGGAGGAGUGGCAGCACAGGGCCAAAGAAGCCCAGGACGACUUGGUGAAGACCAAGGAAGAGCUGCACCAGGUGAUGACAGCACCGCCGCCCCCACCUCCGCCCGUCUACGAGCCGGUGAACUACCACGUCCACGAGAGCCUGCCGGAGGAGGAGACGGAGUCCCCGGACUACAGCGCCGAGUUCUCCAGCGAGGGCAUCAUGGAUGACCGCAACGAAGAGAAGCGCAUCACCGAAGCCGAGAAGAACGAGCGCGUGCAGAAGCAGCUGCUGAGUCUGACCCACGAGUUAUUGCAAGCCAGAGAUGAGAAUAAGAGGACCCACAAUGACCUCAUCCACAACGAGAACAUGCGGCAAGGCCGGGACAAGUACAAGACCCUGAGGCAGAUCCGCCAGGGGAACACCAAGCAGCGGAUCGAUGAGUUUGAAGCUAUGUAAACGGUAUGGCCCUGGGCAGCUAGGGAGGGUAGCAUCCGUGGGAAAAGGCAGAACGGUAGUUUAGAACCACAUUGACUUUGAGGAGUCACUGUAUGACACAACCUGUUCUAUAUAUAUAUAUAUACACAUUUGGAGUAUUUUCUAAAUCUUAGAAUCAUCCAUCUCCCCCAUUCAUGACGCUGUAGUUAUUGCUCACUGGGAAUCUUUGGGGGGUAGUGGGAGUGGGGAAUCUCUUCCCAUUUGUCUCCGAGUGCCAAAAAGGCCCGAUGGGUAUCUGGCAUCCCUCAUCCCUGUCAGGGCUUAGAACAGCAGCUGGCCUCCCGGAGUAAAGAAAACUUUUGUGUCUGCAGAGGGACGUGCCCUUCAAGAUGGUGUGGGUGAUGCGGGCGGUGAAAUCAGCCAAAACCAACCACGCUGUGACUGUGUUCGGUGCCAUCUUUUUUUUCCUCUCUUUCUUUUUUUUUUUUUUUAGUACCUUGUGUAAGUAGAUUUAAAAAUGCCCAACACUCGCUACUUGCUGGAUAAAAUGCAAGAUGGGAUGCAUCGACCAUUCUGGGCGGAUUUAAAAGAUGGCAACAAUUUAGAAAAGGGCUGGUCUCUUAAACACCGUAGGGUGGGGUGAUCUUUCCUCCAGUUUCAUUCCUCUUGCAAUGAUCACAUGGAAGAAAUAGAGGAUAUUCUUUGAUCCUUUUUUUCCCCAUAAAGCCUAGGUGAAUAGGAAUACUUCGUUGGACUUCUUAUGUAGGACUGAUGAACACUCAGUGUGUAUUACUCCAGCUUAAUUAAUGAUUAGCUGUAGAGUAGUAUUUAUAUACAUAAGUGAUAAAUAUGGGUUCUAAUGCUAGUUUUAAAAAGGGAAAGUUUUGUUCUGUAUAUUUUGUUACCUUUUACAGAAUAAAGAAAUUACAUAUGUAAAAACACUUGUGUAAGCAAGAUACGUAAUCAGAGGCAUGGUGCCCGCAAUAAUGAAAUUGAUUACUUGCUUAAAAAAAAUCACAUUUGUAAUGUUUUUUAAUUUGAGUGUUAUUGUUGCAUGUGAUUCAGUAUAUACACCCCUCUUCCUCCAGCCUUUUCUAACCACUUCUAAUUUUUUAAAAAAACAAUGUUUGACUGAAUAAUGUUUCAGACUCCAGCCAUGAAGGGACCGUUUAAAGCUGUGUUGAUCAACUCUGUAUUCUGUCACAGAGAGCAGUGUGUUGUAGUGUUCUAGUUCCUUUCUCCUCCCCACCUCUGAAGGGCCAUGAGGACGUCAGCGCUGCUCCUCCUCCUCUUCGCUGCUCCUUCCUUUAAGUUAAACCUUUGUCUGCAGAUGAAUUUUGCAACCCUGCGUAGAAAAUAAAAGUUCUGCAAGGUGA
Messenger RNA from Ornithorhynchus anatinus (platypus), 3313 nucleotides. It is a transcript of the gene EZR, whose product is annotated as ezrin. Gene Ontology annotation, biological process: positive regulation of protein localization to early endosome; positive regulation of early endosome to late endosome transport; regulation of cell shape. The record is from RefSeq and is a predicted model, not a curated record. Gene Ontology annotation, cellular component: adherens junction; apical part of cell; cytoskeleton. The transcript has 14 exons. Gene Ontology annotation, molecular function: actin binding; cell adhesion molecule binding. Bases 198 to 1958 code for a protein of 586 amino acids. Lineage: Eukaryota; Metazoa; Chordata; Mammalia; Monotremata; Ornithorhynchidae.